AUGGCGUCUACAACUGAGACUAUAGCCCCUUGGUCAAGGGAGACUUUGUCACGCGAAGCUGCUCAGUACCGAGACACCCCGGAGACAAGCACUGCAUCAGAAACCGAGGACGAUGCCCCACCUUUACACGCAGUCAACGUUGCGCUGAGAUGGAACGAGUCAAAAUCAACAAUCUGGAAAUUGACGGCAACAUGCUGGUGCGCAUUGGUGAUGGGGUCUAACGACGCCGCAUACGGAGCCAUCAUACCCUAUCUUGAGAUCUACUACCAAAAGAGCUAUACGAUUGUCUCGCUGAUUUUCCUUUCGCCAUUCGUUGGCUACACUCUAUCUGCCGUGUUGAGUAACUUGGUCCACCAAAACCUGGGCAGAAGAGGAAUCGCUAUCAUUGCACCUAUCUGCCAUUUGAUUGCCUUCGCAGUGAUAUCGGCCCACCCACCAUUUCCAGUACUGAUAGUGGUCUAUGUACUAGUUGGUCUUGGGAGCGGUUUCCAUAAUGCGGCCUGGAAUGUGUGGAUUGGAAACAUGGCGAACUCAAAUGAAGUGCUUGGAUUUUUCCAUGGGUUCUAUGGCAUCGGGGCCACCAUCAGUCCUCUGGUUGCUACAACGUUAAUCACCAAGGCUGGGUGGCCGUGGUAUUCUUACUACUAUAUCAUGACUGGAGGGGCCGCGUUGGCAUUGGUUUAUACCGCGGCUGCCUUCUGGGAUGAUACAGCUGCGAGAUACCACCAAGAAAACCCAAGCCCUCCAGGCCGUGGAGGAGCAUUAUAUCAAACUCAGAUUGCUCUUACUCACAAAGUGACCUGGAUAUGUGCCGUGUUCCUCUUCUUGUAUGGUGGCAUUGAAGUGGGAAUAGGUGGAUGGAUCGUUGUCUUCAUGACCAAUGUCCGACAUGGCGGUGCGUUCGAGUCUGGUAUGGCGGAAACCGGCUUUUGGCUAGGCAUCACCGUCGGUCGAUUUGUGCUAGGGUUUGUAUCACCGCGAAUUGGCGAAAAGCUAUCGGUCGCCGUAUACCUCUUGUGUGCCAUUGCCCUCGAGCUGAUAUUUUGGCUUGUGCCGGAGUUCAUGGUCUCUGCGGUGGCAGUCUCGCUUGUCGGAUUCUUCAUGGGAACCAUCUUCCCAGGCGUUGUCGUUGUUGCAACUCGGAUGUUACCGAAGAAUGUCCACGUUGCUGCGAUUGGGUUUGCGGCCGCUUUCUCUAUGGGCGGUGGUGCUGUGUUUCCUUUCAUGAUUGGAGCUAUUGCACAAGCCAAAGGAGUGUCGGUCUUACAGCCAAUAUUGCUUGCCAUGCUGGCUGUGGCUGUGGGAAUUUGGGGGACUUUAUUCUGGCUUCCACAGCUAGAGACGUCCCACCAAGUCUGA
Penicillium brevicompactum is the source of this 1359-nucleotide messenger RNA. RefSeq names its product MFS transporter. Gene Ontology annotation, cellular component: membrane. Gene Ontology annotation, biological process: transmembrane transport. The transcript has 3 exons. Gene Ontology annotation, molecular function: transmembrane transporter activity. Lineage: Eukaryota; Fungi; Ascomycota; Eurotiomycetes; Eurotiales; Aspergillaceae. The record is from RefSeq and is a predicted model, not a curated record. The coding region runs from base 1 to 1359 and encodes 452 amino acids.